Molecule: messenger RNA, 2445 nt
Organism: Caenorhabditis remanei
Lineage: Eukaryota; Metazoa; Nematoda; Chromadorea; Rhabditida; Rhabditidae
Exons: 11
Coding region: 1-2445 (814 amino acids)
Source: RefSeq, a predicted model, not a curated record
AUGAACACUCGUGCCAAGCAGAAACAAGGAUACAAAAGUGUUAAGGAGGUUUUUCCGAAGGAGAAUUCAAGACACGAAUUGAAAAGUGUAAAAAGUGAACAGCAAACGACUAAUAAUGCUCAGACUCCUAAAAGAAAACCGUUGAGAGGGUAUCCAGAUAAUAAUUUUUCGUCGAAUUUGCGAAAUGAUGGCUUCUAUCCUCCAAUUGAGCAUCCAAGAUUCGAAGACGAAAGUGACAAAUACGAGGAUAUGGGAAAGACGUUUACUGAUCUAAAACCGGUUUCGUACAAUGAGACGGUUGAAAAUUACAACGAGAACAUCGAAGAAGAAGAUCCUUUGAACAACUCACUUCCAGGUCACUCAAACUCAUUGAAUUCGUCAUUCAGUGUUACCAGAAGUCUCCAAGAAACGAGUAAUAUACCUGUUCCUUUUUCAGGCAACUCACUUUGCCUCCGAACUUUGAGAAACCUCUUAAACGUCUGGAGUGCUCAGUCAAUUCACUGUCACACACGAUUAAAGAAUCGAACCCAUUGGAAGUUCUGGAACACAGGGAAACUGGAUAAAUCACACAGAAUCUCUUCGAUCGAAUGCUUCUUCGAUCAGGAUUUGAAUAAAUUUUACGCCAACUAUGUAUUCGUCGGAGAGAGUGUCAUUUAUCAAUUGACUAAUAUGCUAGUGCAGCUAUUCCGAAAGAUUACACACCCGUCAUUCAAUAUCUGGAAAUACUCAUUCCAUCCAAGAAGUUGUAAAGCCGUGGAUUGGAAUUUCUUGCCCAUUCCUGAGCCUGUUCUUCGAUCCUUACAAGAAUUCUGCUUCGACAUCUGCGAAGCUUACCUUCCUGACGAGCUUCUGACUGGAAACAUCGAUUCUACAAUCAGUUUUAUGGAAAAACUUCCUCUCAUUGCUCCAGAACAAGAAGUGCUUCGAAGAAGAUCUAUCCGACAAACUGUCUUAAAAAUGACAAACAACAGCAUCUGGCAAGCAAUGCGAACAAUUCGGAAUUAUCACUUCAACAAGGUCACGGAAACUCUCGUCUCGUGUUCCGUACGAAGUGAUUGCGCCACACAUUUGAGAUGGGAGCAUUUGAAGGCUUUCCGUGAGAAAUCCCGCUCACAAGAUAUGCCAGUCGAUAGUUACACACCAGAAGAUGUCUACCAAUUUAACCUUCAAACUGUAACUAGUUUUGAAACUGACAUUGCGACAGCUGCAUCUGCUAUUGCUGGUUCCACUGCUUUGAUUGCAACGAUACGAUCAAAGAUAGAUCAGAUCAAAAGUUCGGAAACCGGAAAGAAGCUCAUCGAGUUUAAGGAGUUCGCUAAGUACUCGAAGCCAAUUGGAGAUUCUUCCGAAGUUUUGUCGAGGAUCCAGAAGGUGUUGGAACGGAAGAAGGAAUUGUUGGAUUUUGUUGAAAAGGGGAAUGUGGUUGAGGAAGCUGUUGAACAACUGCCAGUGCCUUCACAACAGUUUGAAGUCAGGAAAGAUUGGGCUGGAUUCGAUGAGUUGGGUUCACAAAUCUUAAAACAGCUGGGUAAGAUUCAAAAAUGGAUUGAUGGUUUGGUGAAGUCUGAAGAACUUGAGUCAUAUGGGUCAGCUCUCGAGAAGUUAGUUGGAUUGGGAGAUGUUGAACUGGCGAUGGAUCGGAAAUUCAUUGCUUUGGAUUCUCUUAUAGCAUUUUUGAAACUGACGUCGUUCACUGGUCAAACCGAUAAAGUUGUGAAAUUCAAGACGAUGAUAACUCCAUUAGAAUCUCUCAACCUUCAUUUCUCAAAGUUCGAUUCUUCUCUCUCAACGAUGUCUUCUACUGUUGCUGGACUUCAAACAUCUGGUGGAACCAGUGCGGUGAAGAACACAACGAUAGCUACUGGAAAAACUGGAGGUGACACCGAAACAGACUACACCAUGUUAUUUGUUAUUGUGGGUGUCGCCUUGGCUGCAAUUAUUAUUGGCGGUGUUUGUGAAGCAUACUUCAAAUGCAUCAGAUCUCGUUGUGGCAAGGGGAAACAAAAGACUCCACAGGGCAACAACAAGAAACCUCCAAAACCGGAUCCGAUCCCACCCAAACCAGAUGUUAAGAAACCAGUAAAUCGGGGACAAGGAGCAAAUAAUCAACGUCCAGUAGCUCAAAACCAAGUGGUUGCAGUUCAACCAGCUGCAGGUCAACCUAGAGACCCCGCUGAUAAUGGUCAAAGAGUACGAAGAGCCCGAGGACAACAACAAGGAGCUGAUCAAGCAGCAGCGAACGUGCAACUAGCUGGGCAACAAGCGCCUGUCGUGGACCAACAACCGGUUGUGAAUCAACAACAACAAGGGAAUCAACAGCCGGUUGUGAACCAGCAGCAACAAGGAGGGAAUGCGCGGCCACAACGACCACCACUGGUAGAAGAGUAUAUGGAGGACCAAGACGAGGAUGAUACAAUGGUUGGAGUUGCAGAAAUUGUGAACUGA